GAAAGAUCUAGGGUCAAAUGUUCAAUCCUGAAUGACUGUUCUCUAAGCUAAUCAUAAUGUUAUCCCCUUCAAUAGACCAGACGCUAAGCCUCAAGCUCAAUAUGUCCCUCCAGGGACCAAGAUAGUGGACCGCUCGUCCAUAUUCCAGGAUUCAGAUUCUGUAGAGCCUGAGCUGGAGACAAGCCACUUGUUAAACGAUAUGAUCCAAAUAUGUAUAAAGGAACCAGAGAAUAGCACGCAAGAUAUAUCAGAGGCCACAGAAGCGCCCGAGGAGGAAGCCUUUGAAUUCAAGUUAUUUUCAAACCGGCCCGUCGCCAAAGUUAGCAUAGUCGACAAAGAGCCUACAUUAAUUGUCACAACCCGUAGGCCAUCCGUGACUCAAGAGAUUACUCCUGAAUUCCAACAGCGAGUCAACGAAGCUUCUAUCUCGUACGAUGAAAUUAUGGAGCAGUCUAGAAUACCAUGGCCGGCCAUGAAAAUGGCUCAUCAUGUCAUGUCUAUACCUUCAAAUGACCUUAACGACAACAAGAAGAAGCGUAGGCUUACAAAGCGCCAAAGAGACAGAAUAAAAGCUUUAAAUAAUGGGAAAUCUAUGCGAAAUCCCCAUGUUCCCGGCGGCUGGCCUGGAUGGCCCGGAGAACGUACAUCUCAAGCCAUUGUCACCAGUCUUUAUGGACAUCUCAAGCGUUAUUUAGGGCAGCCCAAAAAAUCAGGAAAUAGACCACCAAAAGCCGUUCGGGACAAGCUUGCUGGAAGGGUUCAGGCACCAAAGACUCAGAACACCCCGCCGUUGGAUCAAUAAUAUUACAAGGACCCAAUUGUAUAUAAAAUUUCUGCUACAUUGUUCAUUUGUCUAUAUGUACAUGAGUAAACAUCAACUGUUACACCUUUUCGCUCGUCUAUGUCUGCUACAGUCGCCAAGCGCUUUGAUAUCUCAAUCAGUUGGCGAAGAAGAGAAGGAUGCCGUGAUAUUACGAGUAAUAGAGCUCAGUUCGCUUGCUUGUCGGUACAUGUUGGCGCCAUACCAGAACAUCACCCAAUUAGAAUUCGGUAGCCUCAAAAAUCCGUCUGAGCGCUCGAAAUACCUGAACGUAGGAAGAGCUGUUUAAGCAAAAG
Umbelopsis ramanniana AG is the source of this 1116-nucleotide messenger RNA. RefSeq lists its product as uncharacterized. The transcript has a single exon. The record is from RefSeq and is a predicted model, not a curated record. NCBI's taxonomy places the organism in Eukaryota, Fungi, Mucoromycota, Umbelopsidomycetes, Umbelopsidales, Umbelopsidaceae. Bases 200 to 802 code for a protein of 200 amino acids.